Malus domestica (apple) is the source of this 500-nucleotide messenger RNA. RefSeq names its product carotenoid 9,10(9',10')-cleavage dioxygenase-like. Gene Ontology annotation, cellular component: chloroplast stroma. Gene Ontology annotation, molecular function: carotenoid dioxygenase activity. NCBI's taxonomy places the organism in Eukaryota, Viridiplantae, Streptophyta, Magnoliopsida, Rosales, Rosaceae. The record is from RefSeq and is a predicted model, not a curated record. Gene Ontology annotation, biological process: carotene catabolic process.
UAAACAUGCAAAGUGGGGAAGUCAAUGAGAGAUAUCUCACUGGAAAAAGGUUUUGUAUGGAUUUUUCCAUGAUCAAUGGAGCUUUCUCCGGCGUUAAAAAUAGAUAUGGCUACGCCCAAGUGGUUGAUUCCGUCGCAAGCUCUGCCUCAGGCAUGCUCAAAUAUAAUGGUCUAGCCAAGCUACACUUUGAAGAACCAGCUGAUGUUUCUUUGAGAAGUGAAGGCCAAUUAGAAGAGGCAAUAAAGUUGGAAACUCACAUGUUUGAGGAGAACAGCUUUUGCACUGGAGCUUCUUUUGUCCCAAAACAAGGGGGUUUUGAAGAAGAUGAUGGAUGGCUUAUCACUUUUGUUCACAAUGACGAUACCAACAUAUCUCAAGUUUAUGUGAUCGAGACAAAGAAGCUUUCCAAUGAGCCUGUUGCCAAAAUUACAUUGCCCUGUAGAGCUCCAUACGAAUUUCAUGGAGCCUUUAUGCCAAUCUCAUCACCCACUUAUGAUUAG